AUGUAUCAAAACUACCAAGAUGCAAUGGCUAUUGUAACAAAAUAUGGUAAACCUGACAUCUUCCUAACCAUGACUGCAAAUCCAAACUGGCCUGAGGUGAGAGAAAAUCUCCUUUCACACCAAACAGGCAAUGACAGGCCAGAUGUUAUCAGUCGUGUCUUUCACCUGAAACUCAAGGAACUUUUAUGUGAUCUUCUUCGAAGGAAUGUUUUGGGAAACGUGGUUGCAUAUGUUUAUACAAUUGAGUUUCAGAAAAGAGGCUUGCCACAUGUACACAUGGUUCUCUUUCUCUCAGAUGCUGAUAAACCACAUGCAGCAGAAGAUGUUGAUAGGUUAGUAUCUGCAGAGAUUCCAGAUCCAGAACAAUUCCCAGAUUUCCAUGAAGUGGUUAAGAAACACAUGAUCCAUGGACCUUGUGGUGAACUGGAUCCACACUGUGUUUGCAUGCAAAAUGGGGAAUGCAAGAAGAACUUUCCAAAAGCAUUAGCACAGGAAACAAUGUUUGAGGUUCGUGGGUACCCUGAGUACCGACGACGAGGUAAAUGA
Molecule: messenger RNA, 546 nt
Organism: Rhopilema esculentum
Lineage: Eukaryota; Metazoa; Cnidaria; Scyphozoa; Rhizostomeae; Rhizostomatidae
Source: RefSeq, a predicted model, not a curated record